UUUCGCAGCGAAGAAGAAGAAGACUGAGAAAAACAAAUUACGUAUAUUUUCACUUGUGUAUUUUCACUGGAAUUUAGGGAGAAAUUCUCCAAAUGUCCGCCACAAUGAGUGGUGCAAAGGCUGAGGAGGACGCUGGCGAGGGCAGCAGCAAGGAUUUCCUGGACUGGCAAGUGACAAAGCACGAGAUGAAGGCUCGCGGGCAGCAUCUGCUGGAGACUGGCCAGUGGGCGGACUGUCACUUCCUGCUGGGCGCGCCGUCCAACCAGGAGAUCAUCUCCGGACACAAACUAAUCCUGGCGAUGGCGUCGCCAGUGUUCGAGGCGAUGUUCUUUGGCGGCCUGGCUGAGAAGAGUGACCCGAUUCCCAUCUGCGACGUGCAGCCGGAGGCGUUCAAGGCCCUGCUGGAGUAUAUUUACAUGGACAGGAUCCAGAUCCAGACCGUGGACAAGGCGUGCGAGCUGUGCUACGCCGCCAAGAAGUACAUGCUGCCCUUCGUGGUGAAGCAGUGCACGAAGUUCCUCUGGGCAGAUCUGCAGCCCAGCAACGUGUGCCGGGCGUACGAGUUCGCGCGCCUCUUCGACGAGCACCAGCUCAUGAUGACGUGCGUCGAGAUGAUCUGCACGAAGACGAUGGACGUGCUCCAGGAUCCCAGUUUCGAGGAGGUGGAAAUGAGCACGAUCUUCACGAUCCUGGACCAGGAGUACCUCAGCGUGGACAGCGAGCUGUCUCUCUACUACGCGAUCAGUCGCUACGCCGAGAAGCACGCCGGCGAGGAGUCGCGCAGCCGCGACAUCCGCGAAGCGCUGAAGCGGAUCCGCUUCCUCACGCUCACGCCGCAGCAAUUCGCCGAGGGACCGGGCAGGAGUUGCCUGCUGACGCAGACCGAGGCCUUCGCCAUCCUGAUGAACAUCUCCAGUCCCAACUCCGUGUGCACGAUGCCCGAGGGCUUCUCCACGAGCCGCUCCACGCGCAUCCAGAAUGUCGUGGUGGAAUCUCCGUCACCGCAGACGAUUGAGGAGUCGCCGGCUAGGCUCCUGCCCGGCUCGUCGCCGCUGGUGGACGAGAUGCACGACGUGCGCAACAUGAUGGACACGCAACGUCACUACUGCAUCCGCAACUUCCGCCACCAGACGGACUACCUCAACACCAGCGUCCUGGACUGCUCCGUCACUUUCUCCGUCAACCGCUGCAUCUGCAUCACAGGCGUCCAGGUGCCCACGCAGGUGCUGGGCGAGUCCAACAUGCAGCGCUACCACGACGGGAGCCUGCCGGAGCGCUACUCAGAGCUGCUGUACGCGCACCUGCUGGACAGCCGCGGCUCGCGGCUCACGUACACGCACUGCACGUCCAAGGUGCGCUUCGACUGCAUGCUGGAGAUCUCCUUCGACCGGCCGGUGUUCAUCCAGCGCUACAAGCGCUACAAGAUCGGCAUCGUGUUCAACAAGGUGGGCUGGUAUCCCAUGGCCGAGUGCCAGCCCACGAAGGUCUGCCAGGACGUGACGUUCACGUUCGGCGUGGGGAUGCCCAACGAGUCCGUGCGCGACGGCCUGAUCAGAGCCAUCGUGUUUGCCUUCACGCGCGAAGGCGUGUCCUUCACCUAACCAUGU
This is a messenger RNA of Phlebotomus argentipes, 1607 nucleotides long. Its product is annotated as BTB/POZ domain-containing protein 6-B-like. The record is from RefSeq and is a predicted model, not a curated record. Gene Ontology annotation, cellular component: P-body; cytosol. The transcript has 2 exons. The coding region runs from base 93 to 1601 and encodes 502 amino acids. Gene Ontology annotation, molecular function: protein binding. Gene Ontology annotation, biological process: neurogenesis. NCBI's taxonomy places the organism in Eukaryota, Metazoa, Arthropoda, Insecta, Diptera, Psychodidae.